Spirometra erinaceieuropaei is the source of this 2911-nucleotide messenger RNA. NCBI's taxonomy places the organism in Eukaryota, Metazoa, Platyhelminthes, Cestoda, Diphyllobothriidea, Diphyllobothriidae. The record is from the annotation of a GenBank genome assembly.
AUGGAGUUCCUGGAGCAGGGCCAUUUAAUCUCAGACCUGCAGCACGGCUUUAGACAGAACCGCUCGUUUCUUUCCAGUUUAUUGCUCUCGAUGGAGCAGUGGGCUCGCGCACUGGACGAGGAUGGGAGGGUUGAUGUCAUAUACACAGACUUUAAGAAGGCGUUCGACAGCGUCCCACACAAACACCUAAUCUACAAACUUUCUGAAAUUUGGAUAAGAGGAACGCUGCUGACAUGGAUAACAGAUUUUCUUACCGGGAGAUCGCAAACCGUGUGCAUUGAGGCCUCAAGGUCAACUUCUUCUCCCGUUCUAAGUGGUGUACCCCAGGGCUCCGUCUUAGGGCCGUUGCUAUUCCUGAUUUACAUUAACGACUGCGUCGACGACCUGGGAUGCAGCGCCAUCAUGUUUGAUGACGAUGGUAAGCUGUGGAGACCCAUCAGAUCUGAUGCAGACAGGUACGCGCUUCAAGACAGUCUCAACCGCCUAAACAGUUGGUCAGCUCGCUGGCUCCUCAAUUUUAAUGUGGACAAAUGUGUGGUCCUGAGACUCCGCACCAGACGGACCAGUAAGGAGGACGAUUCCUUUCAAUACGUCCUUGGUGGUCAGCCCCUUUCAAAUGUUGUGGAACAGAAAGACCUGGGCGUCCUAAUGACCUCCUCGCUGAAACCAUUAUCACAAUGUCAAAGGACAGCCAAAAGUGCGAUAAGGGUGUUAUUUGCGCUGAGGCGAGGAUUUGUGCAGAUCGAUAAGGAGCUGUUCGGAAAAACCUAUGGGGCAUUCGUCCGGUCUCACUUAUAGUAUGCAGUCCAGGCCUGGCGACCGUGGUUAAAGAAAGAUUAUCAACGACUGGAAAGAGUACAGGCGAUGGCUACGAAGAUGGUCAAGAAUCUUCAUCAUUUGCCUUACGAAACCAGGCUGACCGAACUAAAUCUGUUUCCUCUAAAUUACAGGCAACUGCGCGGCGAUCUCAUUCAAACCUACAGGAUAGUCAGAAGCCGUGAGUGUGCCCUAGACUUUGAUGAAUUUUUUGAAUUGGCCCGGACUGACCGUCUGCGUGGUCAUCCGUUCAAACUGCAAAGGAAGCGGGCUCAUUCGGACGUCCGACGGAACGCCUUCUCUCACAGGGUCAUCGGGGCAUGGAAUGGACUCCCUGAUGCCGUCGUUCUUUCCGAAAGUGUCAAAUCCUUUAAGUGCAGACUAGACGCUCACUUGUUGAGAACCAACUGUACAUACAAUAAUGAUUGUUUUAGCGGCGGCAGUUUGCGCCUAGCUCACACUUACCGCUAACUUCUUAACUUUUCGCAUUUGCUGAUGUAAUUGAUGACUUUAUUUCUGUUUAUCGAUAUGAAUAGGGAGCUCAAGGGCGAAAGCCUCAUUCCCUUAAUAAACUGAAUUAAACUUGACUUAAUAUCUAUAAGAUCUUCGAAAUUGCGUGGAGGGUGUUUAUGGGCCGAAAGGCAUCAAAUGAUGUAGAUUGGCCAUGCUCGGGAAUGAGCAAAAUGUGUGAUUCCUACCACAAACUAUAAUAGGUUUCACUUUCAAAAGCGAGAUUAGAUAUCUUGCACAGGACAGACGGGAAAAUUUCAUUUGCAUCCGCUUUUAGAAUGUUACCUGGGAUACCAUCAGGUCCAGCGCUAUGAGACUGACGAAUAUGCAGAAUCGCCACAGUCACAUCCCACAGACUAAAAGUUAUAGUUUCGAGAACUGUCCCGGUCAAUGCUUGGAUAGUCGGAGGCGGAGCGGCCGGGCUUUCAAUAAACGUUUCGGACAGGAAAACCCUGAAACUAUCAGCUUUCAACUGGGCAUCUGCUAUAGGAUUCCCGAAGGCGUCUCGAAGAAUAGGCUUCGGCGUCUUUCUGUGAGUUCGUACUUUUCGCGAGAAAAGUUAAGAGGUAUUUAACGAGCGCUUUUCGGUGUAUCGAGCCUCUUCGGCUACCAAUUUUCUUCGAACAAUCUCUUAGUUGAAGGGUCACAGAAAGUGCGAUUACUGUCUCAGUUUUUUCAAUCGGUUUUUACGGAAGAGUCCCUAGAAGACAACCAGAAGUUUGAAAUGGACCGAGACAGCCGGGAGCUUCAAAUGCGCCAAGAUAUUGCCGUCAUUAAAACCGUCGCCUUUUCCGUGGAAGAAGUCAGACGAGUCCUCAGUCAAAUAAAACCUGAUAAGUCUCCUGGACCUGACGGAAUUCCCGGGCUGAUACUUAAGGAGCUAUCAACGGAGCUGUCAAAGCCUCUUUCGACUCUCUCUGAGCUGUCAAUGAGAACAGGAAGGCUGCCCUCACAGUGGAAGACAGCUAACCUCGUUCCAUUGCAUAAGGGAGGUAGCAGGAUGACAGCAAGCAGCUUUCGACCUAUUAGCUUAACUUGCCUCCCUUGCAAAACGAUGGAAGCUAUAGUAAAGAACGCUAUACAGCAAUUUUGUGAAGAAAAUAACAUCUUGCAGGAUUUUCAACAUGGCUUCCGGAGAGGACGUUCCUGCCUCUCAAAUCUGCUAGCUUGUCUGGAAAUCUGGACCAGGGCUCUAGAAGAGGGUUUUGAGGUCGAUGUCGUGUACAUCGAUUUCCGCAAAGCUUUUGACACUGUCCCACACCAACGUCUUCUUCACAAAUUUAGCGACAUCGGCAUCCGGGGAGAUCUUCUGAACUGGAUUAGGGCGUUUCUGGUUGGUCGGAAACAACGUGUCUGUAUCGGGGAUGAUAUGUCAGAAUGGGUGAAUGUGACCAGUGGUGUGCCGCAAGGCUCAGUUCUGGGACCAUUGCUCUUCAUCCUUUACGUUAACGACAGCCUUCAGGAACUCGACUGCGGCAAAAUAAUGUUUGCAGACGACGUUAAGCUCUGGCAAGUCAUUAAGGGUCCGAAUGAUCAGAGAUACCUUCAAGAUAAUCUGCACCGUGGUCGAAGAAAUGGCUUCUAG